CCAUCCUGAGCCGACCAACUGGUCCCACUAAAGUAGAAACUCUUCACAUUAUACAGCAAAACCUGAGAUUUCACUUCACAGAGGUGUCGCCCGCAUUCAGUCGUCCUCAUGAAAGGUGAGAAAGAAAUCACGGCCAAAACGGAGCCGUCGAACGGGCCGAACCGUCCGCUGGAGGUCGUCCCACAUACAGAUGAGAAGAUGACGGAGCGCGGCCAGUGGAGCAAUAAACUGGAGUUUGUUCUGUCGGUGGCCGGAGAAAUCAUCGGCCUGGGAAACGUCUGGCGUUUUCCUUAUCUCUGCUAUAAGAACGGAGGAGGUGCGUUCUUCAUUCCGUACCUGAUCUUCCUCUUCACCUGCGGUAUUCCCGUCUUCUUUCUGGAGAUCUCUCUGGGUCAGUACACCAGUCAGGGAGGAAUCACCUGCUGGAGGAAAAUCAGCCCGCUGUUUGAAGGCAUUGGAUACGCCACACAAGUAAUUGUGGCCCUGUUGAACUUCUACUAUAUAAUAGUUUUGGCCUGGGGAAUAUUUUAUCUCUCCUUUUCAUUCACGUGGGAUCUGCCGUGGUCUUCCUGCAACAACACCUGGAACACAGAGUCCUGCGUGGAGUUCCAAAGACGAAACGAUUCCAUUGAGCAAAGCAACAUGGAAAACGCAACAUCACCAGUCAUUGAAUUUUGGGAACGGAGAGUUUUACGGAUCUCUUCUGGAAUCGAUGAGAUAGGAAUGCUGCACUGGGAUCUGGUGUUGUGUCUGUUGUUGGCCUGGGUUCUCUGUUACUUCUGUAUCUGGAAGGGUGUCAAGUCCACUGGAAAAGUGGUUUAUUUCACCGCAACCUUUCCAUACGCGAUGCUGUUGAUUUUACUGAUCAGAGGAGUCACGCUGCCCGGAGCUUCCCGAGGGAUCAAGUACUACCUUUAUCCUGAUCUGGGAAGAUUAGCCGAUCCACAGGUGUGGAUGGAUGCAGGCACACAGAUCUUCUUCUCGUACGCCAUCUGUCUGGGCUGUCUCACUGCACUCGGAAGCUACAACAAAUAUAACAACAACUGCUACAGAGAUUCUUUGGCUCUGUGUUGUCUGAACAGUGGAACGAGUUUUGUGGCUGGAUUUGCCAUCUUCUCGAUUCUCGGCUUCAUGUCUUACGAGCAGAACGUCCCCAUUUCAGAGGUGGCCGAGUCUGGUCCUGGUUUGGCGUUCAUCGCGUACCCGCGGGCCGUGUCCAUGAUGCCCAUCUCUCCUCUGUGGGCCUGUUUCUUCUUCAUCAUGAUCGUUCUUCUGGGUUUAGACAGUCAGUUUGUGUGUGUGGAGAGUCUGGUGACAGCGAUGGUGGACAUGCACCCGUCUCUGUUCCGCCGGAAGAACCGCAGGGAGCUGCUCAUCCUCGUCGUGGCGGUCGUGUCAUUCCUCGUGGGUCUCAUUAUGCUCACCGAGGGUGGGAUGUACGUCUUCCAGCUGUUUGACUAUUACGCAGCGAGUGGCAUGUGUUUGCUCUUUGUAGCUGUCUUUGAGACGGCCUGCAUCGCCUGGAUUUACGGUGCUGAUCGAUUCUACGACAACAUUGAGGACAUGAUUGGAUAUCGUCCUGGCCCUUACAUUAAAUACUGCUGGAUGUUUUUUACUCCAGCCACGUGUCUCUGUACGUUUGCAUUCUCCUUGAUCAAAUACACUCCUCUGAAGUAUAAUAAUGAGUAUGUGUACCCGUGGUGGGGUUACGCUCUCGGCUGGCUGCUGGCUCUGUCCUCUAUGGUGUGUAUUCCUCUGUGGGCGGUGUCUAAACUGAGCAGGUCCAAAGGUUCCCUCAAAGAGCGUUUCAUCGAGCUCACGACACCGUCCCCAGACCUGCCCAAGACCAGGCAAGAACAAGAGAAACUUCAGGCCAUUUUUGUGGCCGAUGGCGGCAGUCUUCGUCAAAGAGGCGUCCCGACCAAAGACGGCUACUUCCCCGUCAGCGAGAAAGAGUCGCACUGUUAACCGUCCCGCCGCGUGUUACCACGUGAUAAACCCUUCCGUGAUACCUCACAAUACUGGCAGCCAAAUAAACACGAGGACCUUUACAUUGAUGAAACACUCCUGAAACGAGAAGAGGAGUGUUUGUGUUUCUAUUCUGCUCUCACGGGCCUUUUGAUUUUACAGAUGCAGAAUGUUCUUCUGAAUAAACAGCGAGAGCAGAUUUUACAAUCUGAGCAAAAGAAACAUGAAUGCGAGUUUGCUAUGACGGUGGGUUUAAAAUCCCUCACUUUCUAUUUACAGUAUAAAAGCGUUUUUCCCCUCUUGUGUCUCACCAUUGGGACCCUUCGCCCAGCAUGUGGCAGACUGGAUCAGAAUCGAAAGCUGGAUGUCUGAGGACCGUUUCGGUUCAAACCACCAACACAUCUGCUUUCUGAGGAAGCAAAUUAGACUUCUAGAAUCGAUGUGGAUUUGCAUCAUUAAUAUAACAGAGUAUGUGGGGUUUAGUGUGCAUGAGUUAGACUUUCAGUAGAGCUUUUAACAGAUCUGACAGUACUAAAGCAAGAGUUUAGUAUUAACGUAUGUGUAUGGUAGCCCUGAUAGCACACUCCAUCUGGCUUACGUCUGCAAGACAUCUGCAAUACAUAGUUUGCUCAUCUGCAAUAUGUCUCGGAGACGUCUGCUAAAGAUCUGGAAAACAUCUUAGAAAGAGCUGUUGUACAUCCAUCCAUCCAAAUCAUCUUCCAGAUGUCUAUAUGACGUCUGACAGCAGACGUAUUGCAGAUGAGCAAACUAUGUAUUGCAGACGUCACGUAGACGUAUGCCAGAUGUAUGUGUCCUAUCAGGGAGCCUACUGUGAGAUCAUGCGAAACUAUUGACAGUGUUACACAGGGUCAAAAAUCAAGAUGUAAUCUGCAAAAUGUUGCGGGAGGAAAGCUGGUAUACAGUAAAUCAAAUUGUCUCACAUGAUUUUGUGUGUUUUCUGAAUGUAUACAUGUUAAUGUCUGCAAAAAUCAACGCGGUCACAUGUUAUGGACCAUUCAGUUGUCUGCUCUUGGUUUUUUGGGAAGUGUUGACGUGUUAUGUGAAAGCAGUCUUUAUGUAUAUAUCUUGUACAGAACGGCCUAGUUUGAUUUUUACAACAUUGUACAAAACGUGUUUGAUUUCCAGAUAUAUUACUCCUGUAUGAACAUUACACCAAUAAAAGACUAUUAUAAACUA
Molecule: messenger RNA, 3165 nt
Organism: Triplophysa rosa
Lineage: Eukaryota; Metazoa; Chordata; Actinopteri; Cypriniformes; Nemacheilidae
Gene: slc6a13
Product: solute carrier family 6 member 13
Exons: 15
Coding region: 109-1968 (619 amino acids)
Biological process (GO): sodium ion transmembrane transport
Cellular component (GO): membrane
Source: RefSeq, a predicted model, not a curated record